AUGCCUGGCGUCACAAUUCCGGACGGUGGUGUUAUUCUGGGCACGGCGCCAACCACUGUUGGGCAAAAGAAUUUAAACAUUCACAGCCAACAAGCCAUGCGGGUUACCUUCGCAGAUAAUAGCAUCUUGGAGGACGUGCUCAAGCAUGGAGCCGACCUGAAGAUAUCCUUCGGGAAGUCUAUGAGAUUUGUCUAUGGGAGUCAGACCAUGGAGAUAGUCUCCAUAGUAGAACCUAACCGCCAUGAGCUAUACCGAGCAUCGAUCAACUCUCCAGAGGAACUGGCUUUCGCGGCAACGUUCACGCACCAACUGGAAGCUCGAGAACUUGAAGAUGAAGUCAAGGAUGAAAGCCUGUUGGCUCUUCAAGAGUCCUAUCGCCGAAUCAACCAGGAGAAAGAGGCCUCUACAACCGCCGUUGUGGAUAGCACGUUCUCGAAGGGAGGAAAGCUUGCAGCUUACCCGAAGAAGACCACUCAAGUUAGCCGGGCCAAACCCCAACACUCACUGGCUAAUACGCCUUUAUCAAGAGGUGCACGAUCCCCCGAAAAUUCCGCCCAUAUCAACGCGAAACUUGAGGCACUCCGUAUUCCAUUAAUCCACCUUUUGGCAAUUGGCCCGGAUUCUGAACAAAAUUUGGCGUCUAAAACAAGAGUUUCGAAUGAAAUCUGUGUUCGAAUUCUGCAGAAAGUUGGGAACAGGGUGGGGAAGCAGUGGCAAUUAGUUGACGAUAUCUACAAAGACCUUGACCUAUGGGACUUCCCAUAUCCUUCCUCUGGCGAUCGCGAUCAAGCAAUCGCAAACUGUAGAGAGGCUUUCAAUAGGUUAAGGUUAUCAAGGGAAGCAACCGAAUGGCAAAUGAUUCUGGCCCCGGAGGAUAGAGGGAAGGUUGACCCAAAUCCACCACCACCACAACCCGUUAAACCGUCCUCGAAGUCGGUUGCGGCUACACCAAGCAUCACUGUUACAGCUGAGAACCCAGAAUCUAAAUCAUCUAGUCAAACAUCAUCUAGCAAGAAAGCUAGUGGUGAAUCAAUGGCUCGAACAGCCUCCUCAGCUAAAGCAGGGAAACCAGCGCCGAAGGAUGCGAUAUCGCGAAUUAUAGGGAAGAAAGGCAAAAAGCCUACAGCAGUAAAAUCUACCCCAAAGCCAAAGGGACCCAUUGGAAGACCUCCAAAAUCGACUACCACCAAAACAAAUAAAGCGAAUAUGGCAAAAGAAGCCGUUGUAAAGCCUAAAGUAAAAUCAGCUGAGAGAGUCGAGGACUCAGAUGAGGAUAUCGAAAUGGAAGAUGCUAAACAGUCUCCACUCAAAACAACGGAAAAAAAGACAUCCUCUCCCCCCCCCCCUCCCCCCCCCCCCCCUCCUCCUCCUCCUCCUCCUCUACGACAGCCAUCGACAACCGCUGCUGCAAGGCCUCCAUCGGUCGCAGGUUCUGGCACCUCCGAUCACGAUGUUGAAAAUUCACGAUUCAAGCCGAAAAAGGCAGCUACACAAAACAUCAAGUCGCCUAUAAAGAAACAGCGCCGCGAUAUAUCCGGUUCUACUGGUUCUUCCUCUACAACGGCCAAAAGGAAGAACGCAAGUGUUAAAGCUAGCUCAAAUGUUUCUAAAACUCCCAUGUCGCGGGAUUACAUUCCCAGACGAAGUUCUACAUCAUCUCCUUUUCUCGCCUCUAUUGGAGGGACAUCUACACCAGGUCGAUCCCCUCUAGAACCAGUAACGAUACCAUCGAGGUCGAAUAAGAGUAAAUUUCUGCCUAUAUCGUCGCCAUCUUUGAAGAGGAAAGCCCCUGCUCUGGCCGAGCGCGAUGAUCGUGGCCCCCCUUCCCGGGCUGGUUCUAGCAAACCGCCCACGUCAUCUACCGCCGCUGAAAUUUCGUCUUAUUCUAGCAAGAAGCGACGGAACACAAGCUCCCCCGAUGAGUUCACCCUCAAGAUGGCACAGAGGUUCAAGGAGGAUCAUGCUCGCUAUGAGCGUCUUUACAACGAGGUCUCACUGAUAACAGACUCCAUAAAAAGGAAGGAGAAGCUAGACAUAGUACUGAACAUGCAUCGGGAACUAGCUACUCUUAAGGCUCAAAUAACUGCGUCGACAUCAGUGCAUUGA
Messenger RNA from Morchella importuna, 2106 nucleotides. RefSeq lists its product as uncharacterized. The record is from RefSeq and is a predicted model, not a curated record. Bases 1 to 2106 code for a protein of 701 amino acids. The transcript is spliced from 4 exons. NCBI's taxonomy places the organism in Eukaryota, Fungi, Ascomycota, Pezizomycetes, Pezizales, Morchellaceae.